AUGCUCAGCAGCCGCUUGGUCAUAGGCCUAGACUAUGGCACAACGUACACAGGUGUCGCGAUCUGCGAAACAUCUGACACUGGUGUCGUUGGUAAAGACAUCCAUGUGAUCAAAGAUUGGCCAUCUCGUCAUACAAAGAUCGGCACGAAAGAGAAAGUACCGAGUGAGAUUGCAUUGAAAGACCGCACUCAAUGGGGAUCGUUGAUCGCGCCGAACGUCCAACGACACAUGUGGACCAAACUCCUCCUCGAUGACGCGAAAGCCGGCGAGGUCGACAAGAUCUUGAAGGAGCUCACUCUCGAUGAUAACCGUGGCCCUUCGAGCAAGCCAGUUGAUAUCAUCGCAGAGUUCCUCGCGCACGUCAAGGCUCACGUCAUCAAGAACCUCGACAUUCAGUACGGAAAGGGCCUAUGGCGAUCCCUUCCAAUCACGCUCGUGAUCACCGUUCCGGCAGUGUGGUCGGAUUCCGCUAAGAGUGCUACGCUCAAGGCCGUCAACAAGGCUGGGUUCAACAACAUCGAGCUGCCUCAACUGAAGCGUACAGUCCUUACGACUGAGCCAGAAGCUGCCGCCAUAUACACCAUUCAGUCAAUUCGUGGAGGCAUCCAGGAUGAGCAGUUCGCAGUUGGUGACGGGUUCAUCGUGUGCGAUAUGGGUGGCGGUACGAUAGACUUGAUUUCGUACCGGGUUGCCGACUUGGAUCCGACUACUCUUGAAGAAGCUACGAUCGGAACCGGUGAUCAGUGUGGUGGUAGUUUCGUGGAGCGAGCUUUCUUGAAGUGGCUGGAGCGCCGUCUGGGCACCGCUGACUUCUUGCUCAUUGCUGGUGAGAGGAGCGAGGACCUACCUCGCACUUCACUUUCUCCGAAGCUGAGCCGUAUGGUACAAGAUUUCGUACUGGAGGUUAAGAGCGGCUUUUCGGGUGUCGAGACGAACUUCCUUCGUCUUCCAGUGCCCUUGAGCUCGAUUGCAGACGACGAGGCUAGGGGUAUCCAAGAUGGUGAGAUCACGAUCACCGCGGAAGAUAUGCAAGAGAUGUUCGAGUUUCCGCUUCGUCGCACAUACGAGCUUCUGCUUGGGCAAAUGCAGCAAGCGCGUCGCAAAGGCAACGCACGGCUGAAGUGGAUCUUCAUGGUAGGUGGCUUCUCAGAGUCUCCUUACAUGUACGAGAAGCUCAGGGUGUUUGCCGAAGCAAACGGUCUAGUUGCAAUCCGACCCGCUCAUGCUUGGUCCGCUAUCGUUCGCGGCGCAGCCGCCAAAGGCCUCGAAGGCGACGGCCGUACCCCGAUCAAGAACCGCAAGUGUCGUAGACAUUAUGGCACCGACUGCUACGCUGCAUUCGUCCCGGCCAAGCACAAGGAAAUCGACGCCUUUGUUUCUCCGUACACCGGUCUCAAGCAAGCCGGCAACCAGAUGAGGUGGAUACUGAAGAAGGGUCAAGAUCUUGCUGCCAAGUCUGAGUCGCAUGGUAAAUUCACCUUCUGCCAGCAUUUCUGGCCCGGUGACGUUCGUAGAGCGACCUGUGAGCUUCUAGCCAGCGACCUCGACAAAGCUCCGCCCCGUUGCUCCGAUCAGGGUGUGUCGAAAAUCGCUACAUUGGACGUCGAUCUGAGCCGUGUUCCUCAGAGUGCGUUCCGGGUUGAUACGAGCCCAUCCAGUGGUACCUACUUCACCUUGGUCUUCGAGAUCGAAAUGAACAUCCAGUCUUCUCUGGAGCUGUCUCUCUCGGUCAACGGCAUUCGGUACGGAGCUGUUACUGCCAACUACACCUAG
Messenger RNA from Alternaria conjuncta, 1773 nucleotides. RefSeq lists its product as uncharacterized. NCBI's taxonomy places the organism in Eukaryota, Fungi, Ascomycota, Dothideomycetes, Pleosporales, Pleosporaceae. The coding region runs from base 1 to 1773 and encodes 590 amino acids. The transcript has 7 exons. Gene Ontology annotation, molecular function: ATP binding; ATP-dependent protein folding chaperone. The record is from RefSeq and is a predicted model, not a curated record.